Molecule: messenger RNA, 1501 nt
Organism: Effrenium voratum
Lineage: Eukaryota; Dinophyceae; Suessiales; Symbiodiniaceae
Source: the annotation of a GenBank genome assembly
AGCAUUUUUGGGUAUAUGCGGCAGCGUCAAAUGUGCAGUUUGGCCGGUCUGCUUCCCUACAAUCCCACAGCCGGGGAAGCAAUGGAUGUAGUGCUUCCCAGCGAUGUGCCUGCCUGAGCCGUGGUCUCGCGAGAUCAAGGAGUGCCAAGCCUUCCGCCCCGUGUUGGCCAAGUACCGGCGCAAGCGCCAUGCGCCAGGUGCAGGCCUACGCUGCGCGCUCCGGCAGCUUACCUUGCGACAAGGCUCCUUUUUCCGCUGCGGAUGUUUCAAAGCUGGGAACAGGAGCGGGCAGGUGUCCCAGCUCGAGGACCUAAUGCGGCGGCGUGGUGUCGACCAAGCUUGGGAUGCUCUGGACGAGAUGAUGCGGGCUGGCCUGCCAUCUGAUCGCUUCACAGUCUCCCGAAUGCUAAUGAGAACGCUGGCUGAUGGGCGGAAGAACUGGGACGCGGCGAAGAUCAAUCGCAGUGUAGCCCUGGUUGAACAAUUUGUCCAGCAGCAGCCACAAGAGGCAGAUGAAGUGCUCUUCAACGCGAUGCUAGAUACGCAUUCAAGAACGAAGGACAUUGCAAGACUUGAGGCCACCUACCAGCGCAUGCAGGACCUUGGAGUCGAACCCUCACAUGUCACCCUAGGGAUCCUUGUGAAGGCUUAUGGCCAGGUUUGCGACAUUAAGAAGGUACUGCAGCUUUGGAAUGAGAUGAAGGAACAACGCACACAAGCGAAUGCGGUGACAUAUGGCUGCAUGAUCAACGCCUGUGUGAAGUGCAGCCAGACAGAGAAGGCCCUGCAAAUCUUUCGCGACAUGCAAAAGCACCACAAGCAAUCCAACACCAUCUUGUACACCACGCUGAUAAAGGGCUGUGGCAAUGAGAAAGACCUCAACUCUGCAGUCAUGCUCUUUCGCGAGAUGAAAGAUGAAGGUGUCCCUUACAACACCAUAGCAUACAAUUCCAUCAUUGAUGUGUGCAUCAAAUGCUCUGAGGUGGUAAAAGCUGAGGAGUUCUUCCAAGAGAUGUCUGACGGCACUGUGCAGCCAGAUCUCAUCACGUACUCCACUCUACUCAAAGGUUACUGCCAGGUUGGCGACCUGGACAAAGCGCUGCAGGUUGCAGCUACGAUCAAGGGUUGUGGCAUGCAAUGCGACGAGCUGGUUUACAACACAUUGAUGGAUGGUUGCGUGAAGGCCAACGAUUUGUCUGCCGGUGUUGGGCUGUUUGCAGAGAUGGCCUCAGCUGGCAUGAAGCCUUCAUCCAUAACUCACAGCAUUUUUCUGCGGCUGUACCAGCGCAACGGCUACAAGGGAAAUGCUAUGGACGCUGUGGCGCAGUUGUAUCAGCAUCAUGGUCUUGAGAAGCCAUCUGGCACUGUGGAGAAGGCCAGCAAGGCAGCAGCCAGGAUCUCAGUUAUCAAGGCCGCUCGCACGGUCCCGGUGCUUGUCCCAGUGCUCCUGAUGGCGCUCCAGGCGUACGUGAACAGUUGCUGGUGGAACGACAAGUCCUAG